Molecule: messenger RNA, 1665 nt
Organism: Gamsiella multidivaricata
Lineage: Eukaryota; Fungi; Mortierellomycota; Mortierellomycetes; Mortierellales; Mortierellaceae
Product: autophagy-related protein 22-like protein
Exons: 3
Coding region: 1-1665 (554 amino acids)
Biological process (GO): amino acid transmembrane export from vacuole
Source: RefSeq, a predicted model, not a curated record
AUGGCCAACUACACCAGCGCUACGGAUCUAAAACAUGUAUCUGGGCUGCAAAGGCUCCGACGCCGACUCUUUUACAACAACCCCUCAGACGAAACAGAACUCCAACCGUUCAUUCAGGAGCCACUCGUCAAAAAGUCAGAGCUUUGGGGAUUCUUUCUUUUAGGAUUCGGUUACUACUCCUGGCCAAAUGUCUGCGCUUCGCUGUUACUCCCUAUUCUCCUUCAGGGCAUCGCCAGAGAUGCUUCCCACCUUGAAUCUAAUCCUUUGAUUGCUUGUCCGGACUUGGACUCAGACAUCCCUGCAGGUGAUCGGUGCCAGGUACCGUUCGGCUGGAUCCAUGUCACACCAACGUCGUAUGUGCUCCUGCUAAACGUCGUCUCAGUCUGGUGUACUAUCUUUGUGACAAUGGGCGUGUCCGCGCAUGCAGACCAUGGUCGGACAUCAAAAAAGAUUCUGUUGACUUUUAUCACGGCGCUGUGUGCGGUUGCCUGCCUGUUCUUUGUUGGCGCCCUGAGACCGGAGGUUUGGUGGUUCUCUGGAAUAGUUUAUGUCCUUGCGGCUAUCAUGUAUGGCGUCGGGCUCAAUUUUUAUGACGCCCACAUCUCCAUUUUGACAAGAUACCAUCCAGAUGUCGUCCGUGCUGAACUGGCCUACGGCGAGUCCGCCCCUGAAUACAUUGAUGCCAAGGUCAAUGUCCAGACAUUUCUUUCAGGCGGCUCCUCUGGCGCUGGAUACGCUGGCGGUUUGAUUCUCACAAUCUUCGUGGCUAUCAUCCUGUUAUUCACAGAUGCCAGUCUCCUGAUGGUCGGCUAUUGUGUAGUCAUGGCCGGCAUCUACAUAUUUAUCUUCACGGUCCUCUAUGCCCGACUGUCCAUCCAGCGCACAUUCCCACCUUUACCACCAGACGCUAGCAUACUCACGUACGGAUACAAGCGUAUUGGAAAGACAGUCAGCAAGGCGCGCAAACUGAAGACGCUUUUUUACUUCCUGUGCACAUGGUUCAUUCUCGGAGACGGCCUCUCUGCAACGUCCAAUAUGGCCAUUUUGAUCGCACAAGAUCAGCUCCAGCUCGGUAAUACAUCCAUGAUAAUUGCUGCCUUGAUCCAGUUCAUCACUGCGGGCGCCGGUAUUGUAUUCUGGAUAUGGGUGCAAAACUCGCGCGGCCUCUCGCCUCUUAAAACCGUCAUCCUCAAUACCAUCCUCUUUGGCAUGCUUCCUGCAUACUGCCUGCUGGGGCUAAUCAAGGACAGCCCCAUUGGUCUGAAGCAUGAGUGGGAACUAUACAUGUUGGCAGCUUUCUUUGGAUUCUUCUCAGGAGCGAUCUAUUCGUCCAAUCGCGUCGUAUAUGCACAACUCAUCCCAUUUGGACACGAGAAUGAGCUGUUUGCGCUGUACGAGAUGUCGUCCGUGAGCUCGUCUUGGAUUGCGCCAUUGAUUUGCACAGCGAUCAUCGAGCGUUCAAGUGUACGGCAUACGUGGUGGUUCCUGGCGUCACAGUUCUUCAUCCCUGCAUUUUUCAUGAUAUUUAUUAAUGUGGACAAGGGUCGUACGGAGGCUACAGAAUUUUACGAAGCUGAGCAACUGAGUCAAAGGCAGCUUGCCGAACACGAGACUUCCGGGAUGGUGCAAGCGGACAACGCCUCUGGUUUUGAAGAUCAAGAGUAA